AUGGUAACGUUGAGGUGGAAGGCUUGUCCAGAGCGAGAUGCUGCCAUAGCUGAACAGACAAAGUGUUGUCACUUGGAAGACGCUUUCAAUGAUUACUGGGAAGAACAACAAGCAGACAAGACCAUAUCCAUUACAGCACUACUAUCCCAACAACUUCACAAAAGACCAAUAGAACUAGAAUAUCGAGCAGCCGCCUUCAAUAUUUCACAAUCCUACUCAACAAACCAAAGCAACAAUAAUUCCGAAGAAACAACUCAAGAUUCCCUCAUUCAGUCAUCAAAUUCCUUAGUGAUUGAUCAACGCCUAACACUACCAGAAUUCCAUGGCAACUCAUCGGAAUUCGGUUCAUUUUGGGAGCUCAUUGAAGAACUCGUUAACAAACAACCCUACUCCAAUAUAAGAAAGCUCUCCACUGUUCUCAGUUGCUGCAAAGGGGACGCAGCUAUAUGCCUACAGAUGAUUCCUCGAAUAGGGGACUCAUAUGAAAAUGCAACUGAACAAUUAAGAGAUCAACAAAUGAACCAAGGAGAAUAA
Ostertagia ostertagi is the source of this 534-nucleotide messenger RNA. The record is from the annotation of a GenBank genome assembly. NCBI's taxonomy places the organism in Eukaryota, Metazoa, Nematoda, Chromadorea, Rhabditida, Trichostrongylidae.